Messenger RNA from Harpia harpyja (harpy eagle), 1322 nucleotides. It is a transcript of the gene TIMM21, whose product is annotated as translocase of inner mitochondrial membrane 21. The record is from RefSeq and is a predicted model, not a curated record. Gene Ontology annotation, biological process: protein import into mitochondrial matrix. The transcript is spliced from 6 exons. Lineage: Eukaryota; Metazoa; Chordata; Aves; Accipitriformes; Accipitridae. The coding region runs from base 222 to 932 and encodes 236 amino acids. Gene Ontology annotation, cellular component: TIM23 mitochondrial import inner membrane translocase complex.
UCCACCCCCAAGGUUUCCGCCGGGGCCACGGCGGGUCGGCGGCUAAAGGGUGAUGGGGGCUCCUGACCCGAGGCACCGGCCGCGGAGCCGCGCUCAGGGAGGGAGGCUGCCCUGACUCUGUCCCCGAGGGAUUCCCCCGGGGCUGAGCGGCAGAAACGUUCCGUUUAGCUCGGCUGCCUCCGCCGUGCUUCCCUCAGGGCGCCUGGGAGCCCUGCCCCGGUAUGCUGCCCGCCUGCCUGGUGCGGGCCGCCCUGGGGAGGUGGCUGCUCGCUCCCCCGGGCUGGGCGCUGCUGGGGCCGGGGACUGGGCCGGGGCUCUGCCUGAGAUGGCGGCACCAGCCGCCCCGCAGGGAGCCCGGCCUGCUGCUGCCGGCCGCCCGGCGGAGUAUCGGGACGCAAGCCGGGGGGCUGAGAGCUGAAAAACCUGGCGAUAGUAGCAAACAUGUGUCCGUGCAAAGGGGCCGGAGAGAAGAAACUCUGCUGUCGGCUGCCCAGAAAGUGAAAGAAGCUGGAAGAGACUUUACCUAUUUUAUUGUGGUGCUUGUUGGAAUUGGUGUUACAGGUGGUUUGUUCUAUGUGAUUUUUAAAGAGCUAUUCUCUUCUUCUAGUCCAAGUAAGAUCUAUGGAGAUGCCUUGGAGAAAUGCAGAUCUCACCCUGAGAUAAUUGGUGUUUUUGGUGAAUCUAUUAAAGGUUAUGGGGAGGCAACAAGAAGAGGAAGACGACAGCUUGUCAGUCAUAUUGAAUACAAAAAGGAUGGACUGAAACAUAUGCGUUUGAAGUUCUAUAUUGAGGGCUCUGAACCAGGGAAGCGGGGAACAGUCCACGUGGAAGUCAAAGAGAAUCCUGAGAGAGGAAGAUUUGAGGUCCGCUACAUAUUUGUGGACGUUGACACCUAUCCUAGAAGAACCAUUGUCAUAGAAGACAACAGAUAGCCAAUGAUGAAAGUUGCUGCCCUGUCUCAUUGAGUAUUGGAUGAUACUGGUGUAGCCAGUCUACACGUGAAUUGUUUGGUGUUCUCGAUUGUAUCUUGCAACUUUGGGGUUGUGUUACAGGAAGUAGCCUCUCAGGGCCUCCAUUAAGGUCUUUCAUAAUAACAGAUACGGGAUUUGAAGUGAAGCCAAUGAAAUAUAGUAGAGCCAUCACUAAUGGCAAAUAUUUUUCACAGAGGAAGAUAAUGGCUUAUAAUAAACAGUUUAAUGCUGGAUAAUACUUCUGCACAACCAAAAGCUGAGUCUUCCAAGAUUUUAGGUUUGGAUGGGGAGUUCUUUGUCUUCCUUUGCUUGGAUUUCCCACUAGCACUGCAAUAAAGAAAGUGGUAUUUU